Messenger RNA from Syngnathus typhle (broad-nosed pipefish), 1583 nucleotides. Its product is annotated as mitochondrial intermembrane space import and assembly protein 40-like. Gene Ontology annotation, molecular function: protein-disulfide reductase activity. The record is from RefSeq and is a predicted model, not a curated record. Gene Ontology annotation, cellular component: mitochondrial intermembrane space. Gene Ontology annotation, biological process: protein import into mitochondrial intermembrane space. Bases 178 to 630 code for a protein of 150 amino acids. The transcript has 3 exons. NCBI's taxonomy places the organism in Eukaryota, Metazoa, Chordata, Actinopteri, Syngnathiformes, Syngnathidae.
CACUGCGCCGCCGUCCAAGCAGUUUAGGUCAAGAAGUUGAGAGCUGUGGCAGAGGCGCAGGCUAUCAGUCAGACCCGAUUGUCAGAUGAAAUCCUCUCCUUUGUGGAGUCUUUUGUCUCGGGCUGGCUAUCUUUCACCUCGCCGGUCGAGGUUGGACGGACGCAAAGAGUGGCCGACAUGUCGUACUGCAGGCAAGAAGGCAAAGAUCGCAUUAUCUUUGUGACCAAGGAGGACCAUGAGGCCCCCAGCAAUGCCGAGCUGAUUGCAGAAGAUCCACAUGAUCCUUAUGAGGAACAAGGUCUCAUCCUACCCGAUGGCGCCAUCAAUUGGAACUGCCCGUGCUUGGGCGGCAUGGCCAGCGGACCUUGCGGCGCUCAGUUCAAGGAGGCCUUCUCUUGCUUCCACUACAGUAAGGAGGAGGUGAAGGGCUCCGAGUGCAUCGACCACUUCCGUAACAUGCAAGAGUGCAUGCAGAGGUACCCUGAGCUCUAUCCUCAGGAGGAAGACAAAGAAAGUUCCAACCAGCCGGAAGCAAACUCUGCUUCCGACUCCACUGAGGGCACCGCCUUAUCGUCGCAAACUGACUCUGUUCCAUUAAGCUCACCAACAGCCAGCCAGACUACCAGCUAAAAUCAUCCGUCAAUCCACAGGCUCUUAAAUCUCAGUGUGCAAAACACUGUGUAGCACUUGAUGCCCUCUAGUCAUUAGAACCACUGAAGAAGGCCUGCCAGUACUGUGGAGGCUUUCAUGGGCAGCACCAGAAAAUGACUUGAAGUGGAAAUAGAAGUAUAUAUGUAUGGUAUUGUGGUGGUGAAUAUGCAUAACCAUUCCUGGAAAGUCCCGUGGAAAAAAAGAAAAAAAACAAAGCGCAUUUCCAAACUUUCCAAAUGAGCUUACUUGUAAGUUGGACUACCAUUCUGUGCAUUACAACACAAACCAUUCUAACACCACAGCUCUCAGAACCACUUCUAUACUGCCUUACAUGCCAUUCAUAGGCAAAUACAAAUUCUGUAUUUGUCAAACUUACAAGUUUGUUUCUUCCCCUUGUGUAAGGUAAACAAUUUAAAUGAUUUAAAUUUAUAUUUCCAGCCCCCUUUGUGAUUUGUGUGAUAAUGUUUGAUCGAAUAAUUUAAAACUAUUUCCCUUGCUUUGUCGCUGCCAGGUCACCAGUUUCUUGAAAAUGUUAAAUUAAUUAUUAUUUCGAGCGUUUCUUUUUUCAUCUGAAACAACAACAACAACAAAAAGAUUCUGGUUAACAUUAUCGGCAUCCUUGAUUAUUUUUUUUUUGUCUGCGUAUAAUGUAUACAAUAACUAAAACCACUACAUUUUAGUUUUUGUCCGUCCGCCGACCAACAUCCGUGACGAAUGGUGCCGGGAUUCUGUGGUGGGAUGCAAGCACUGCUCGCCUCUGGCGAAGUUUGUGAUCUCCAGCCUGUUGGGGUCCUGAACUCUCUCCCCCGUUGUUUACUUGUAUGUUAAUCGUGUGCUGUGUCUCGUCACCGUGGGAUAGGGGAAAUGUCAUUUCGAUUUCUUUGUGUGUCUUGGCAUGAAGGAAUUGACAAUAAAGCUGACUCUAACUCUGA